Molecule: messenger RNA, 684 nt
Organism: Dendrobium catenatum
Lineage: Eukaryota; Viridiplantae; Streptophyta; Magnoliopsida; Asparagales; Orchidaceae
Product: gibberellin 20 oxidase 2-like
Exons: 2
Biological process (GO): response to light stimulus; unidimensional cell growth; flower development
Molecular function (GO): gibberellin 20-oxidase activity
Source: RefSeq, a predicted model, not a curated record
AUGGAUUCGAGCCCAACUUCUCUGCUCUUAUUCCCUUCACAUGAACUCAUGAAUGCUCACGGAAAAGACUCAUACCCUACAACCAGUUUCAUCUUCGACUCUUCGUACCUACGCAAUCAAUCUUCCAUUCCUCGCCAGUUCAUCUGGCCACAUAGAGAUAGUUCGAGCAAGGUGAAUGAGCUUGAAGCACCCGUCAUCGAUCUCAAGGGAUUCUUCCAUGGUGACGAAGCAUCCACAAAGGUAGCUGCCGAACUCGUUUGUUCUGCUUGUACUGAGCACGGCUUCUUCCAAAUCACCAACCAUGGCGUCCACUCGUCUCUCAUUCACAACGCCUUGAGUUGCAUUGACGAGUUCUUUAAUCUCCCACUGCAGCACAAGCUGAAGGCAGGCAGAAAGCCUCAAAGCAUGUGGGGCUACGCCGGUGCCCACACCGACCGCUUCACCACACAGCUCCCAUGGAAGGAGACCCUUUCCUUCGGCUACGAUAGCGCUGAAUCACACUCCUCCAUUGUCCUUGACUACUUCACAUCCACCCUGGGGAAUAGUUACAAGAGAAUGGGAAUGGUGUAUCAGAGAUACAGCGAAGCGAUGACAAAGCUCUCUCUUUCGGUCAUGGAGCUUCUAGCGAUAAGCUUGGGGGUGGAUCGAUCUUACUAUCGUGAGUUCUUCGCAGACAGCAGCUCA